GAAACAGAGCAGAGCAAGGGAGAGCAGAGGUGAUCUUAGUCUCAUCAGCACAGGAUAACACAACCAUGAUGGGUUGAUUUUUGGGGGUUGGGGAGGCGGUUGGGUUUGGAAGUGUGCAUUUGCCACCAUUUGCUCAGCCAUGGAGACCAACAAAGUUCUUCAUUUUGUGCCUUCCGAGGCGCCUCCAUCUGGGAUGUCCAAGAAUGGAUACUUCUUUCAAGAAAUGGAGCAGCGGGAGGCGGAGCAAGAGGAGGACAGCGAGUGCCGAGAGGAGGGACAGGACCUACCGAUCGCCUGCGGCGAAGACAUCCACCUCUAUGACAACCAGAUCAGCCCUGGGCCAGAUGCCGAUGACUCUGGCUGUGUGUUACUGAACACAUCAAGACGGUAUGUGAAGCUCAUGAACUUCGAGGAGGAGGUUCGGGCACACCGGGACUUGGAUGGCUUCUUGGCGAGGGCUAGCAUAUUGUUGGAUGAGACAGCCGCCUCCCUGGACGACGUCCUCAAGAGAAUGUUGCACCACGUAGGCGAGGACAGCCACGUGUCCGAGCCCGGGUGUAACUUUGAAGAGGUGAUGAGCAUGCUUUUCACAGAUGCAGGAGCUCAAGAGGUCAACGAGAAGUCUCAAAGUUUCGUUUUCUUUGAUGACGUUCAUCUGCUGUCUGAGACAAUCCAAGGCGUGACGGCGACAGCCACCGGGGUCCAGUACCAGCAGUCCUGGCUCUGCAUCCUCUGCAACGUCAAACAUCUCCAGAGGCGUCAUGUGUGUAUCUCUCGUCUGGAAAGGCCGCAAAACUGGGGGGAGAACUGCUGCGAGGUCCGCUAUGUCAUCCUGAUACUCGCCCCGUCCAAAAUGAAAAGCACCAAGACGGCGAUGGAGCUGGGCAGGACGUUUGGCACCCUUUUCUCUGACAUCUCCUUCAGGCAGAAGCUGUUGGAGACAAAGACGCAGGAGGAGUUUAAGGAGGCUUUGGUGUUCCAGAGGCACCAGCUCACAGCGGCCAACCAGCAGCCCAUCGUUCUGGGGAAGAAGGAGACGGUCCCCCGCAGCCACAAACCUCUCAAGUGUAAAGAUUUCUUCAAAGCCGGCCGAGGGAUUUAUGAGGACUUGCGUCGCAGACUGCCUUUCUACCCUUCUGACUUCACAGAUGGUAUAGUUGGAAGUAAUAAAACCCUGCUGAAGUACAUGACCACAGCCAUCUUCCUCUACAUCGCCAUCCUCCUCCCUGCGAUUGCUUUCGGCUCCCUCAACGAUGAGAGCACCCGCGGCGAAAUCGAUGUUCGGAAGACUAUCAUUGGCCAGAGCAUCGGCGGAGUCAUCUACUCGUUGUUCGCUGGCUCCCCUUUAGUUAUCCCUCUCACCACUGCUCCCCUCGCCAUCUUCAUCAGCGUGAUCCGAGGAAUCUGUGAUGACUACAACUUGGAUUUCCCAGCUUUUUAUGCCUGCAUCGGUUUGUGGAACUGCCUCUUCCUCAUCUUGGGAGGGAUCUUCAACGUCAGUCUGCUGAUGAAGCUCUUUAAAAGGUCAACAGAAGAGGUCAUUGCCCUGUUCAUCUCCAUUGCAUUUGUAGUUGAUGCUGUCAAAGGAACAGUCAAAAUCUUUCAGAGGUACUACCACGCUCCAGGUCUGGAAAACAGGAGCAUAGCGGACCUUCCUCAGGUUGGAGACCUGCAGGGAGGAAACAGGAGUGAGGUGAUGGUCGGGUCGGUGUUCAAUGCUCUGCCUGAAUCUUUCAUCCAGUGCACUCGAGAAAGGCCCGUCCUUUGCCUCCUGCUGAUGCUCGGGACAUUAUGGAUGGGCUAUACCCUCUACCAGUUCAAAAGAAGUCCGUUCCUGCAUGCCAAAGUGAGGGAAGUGCUGUCGGACUGCGCCCUGCCCAUCUCAGUGCUGCUGUUCUCCUUCAUUGGCUCCUACAUUUUUAGCGACAUCGAGCUUCCAGUGUUUAAGGUUCACAAUCGGCCGAUCUUCAACGUGGCUCCGUUCGAGCGGCUGUCGGCCAUGAACGUUGUCAGCGCCAUGGGACUCGGCUUCCUCCUGGCUCUCCUCAUCUUCAUCGACCAGAACAUUGUUGUUUCACUUACCAAUGCUCCAGAGAACAGGUUGCUGAAGGGCACGGCGUAUCACUGGGACCUGAUGCUCUCCGGCCUUAUUAACAUCCUGAUGUCGGUGCUGGGGUUGCCCUGGAUGCACGCCGCCUUCCCCCACUCCACCCUCCACGUGCGCCAGCUGGCUUUCGUGGAGCAGCGUGUGGAGGGGGGGCACCUCUACGAGACCAUCGUCCAGGUGAAGGAGACCCGGCUGACGUCUCUGGCUGCCAAUAUCUUCAUCGGCGUGUCUCUGCUGCUGCUGCCCGUUCCGCUGCAGUGGAUCCCCAAACCCGUCCUGUACGGUCUCUUCCUCUACAUCGCCCUCACCUCCAUCGACGGAAACCAGAUGUGCGACCGCAUGGCUCUCCUCCUGAAGGAGCAGACGUCUUACCCACCUACCCACUACAUUCGCAAAGUGCCCCAGAGGAAGAUCCACUACUUCACCUUCCUGCAGAUGAUGCAGCUGCUGGUGCUGUGCACAUUUGGCAUGUACCCAAUACCGUACAUGAAAAUGAUCUUCCCUCUGGUCAUGAUCCUCCUAAUCCCAAUUAGGAACAACGUGCUUCCUCAUAUCAUUGAGGCCAAAUACCUGGACAUCAUGGAUGCCCAACACAUGUAGCUUCACCAGGAUUCAAGCUCUGGAUCCUCACAGAGUCCAUGGGAGCGAACCAGAAAGAAAAAAAAAUGGAAAAAGGAUCAACAAAAACAUAUUUUUUGAUGCAAAACUAUAUGGGCACAAACGGGGGGGGGAGGGGAAGAAGAGAAAAAAAAAACACGGACCGUUUAGAUUUUUUUUGUAUCCGAGAAGUCCGUUGAAGCACUGGAAACGCGGGGAAGCCGAGAGAAGAAGAGAGCCGAGAGUUUGGGUCCGACAUUUUCCAAAAAAGCUAACAGAAAAUUUCUCUGUGAAACAAACGUUCUCCAAGAAAAGUGACUGUUCCCGUCUCGCCUCUGUUUGACCAUGUCGGAUCGUGUGGUGCCAUAACAAGUCUAUGUUCUCGUUUCACAGCUUCAACCUUUUUAUGGUUACACUUUACAUUAUCCUUUUUGCAGUGUGUGGGGGCAGGUGCUUCAAGUAUUCUCUGAUGCUGUGGAAGUAAUAAUAAUAAUAAAAAAAGAAAAUAAAAGAAAUGCUGCAAGGGUACAUUAGAUUGUACCAAGAAAGGGGCUAAUGGCACAAUGUAAGUAUGAACCUGAUCGCUUUUUGACACUUUGCACUUAUGUUGUUUUUACACAGUUUCAGGUGCGUCUCGAUACGUCGGAGAUCAUGAAAAAGUUCCUUUGUUUUGGUAAAUCUGUUUAAAAUGUGAGUCUAUACGAAAAGUGAGUAUUUUUCUUUUCUUUUAGUUGUUAUGGAAACCUAUAAUUUAGCCUCUCAGAAGUUAAAAUUUUUACAUAAGACCAAUUAAGAGGUAUCUUUUUAAUACAGAAAUGUUUUGAGGUGUGAGGAAUCUUGCUGAUUUAACGGUUUCCAGCAGAAACUGGCUGUUCAGCAGUGUUGCAGCCAAUGGAAAGUUGAGGGGAAGGAAAAAAAAAUUCUCGAGUGGGUAUUGAAUUGGAUUACCAAAAUAAUACAACUUUCUGAUUAUGUUCUGAUUUACCGAGAUGCACCUAUGUAUGGGUAAAUGUUUUACCCACAGACACUGUGUUUAAAAGUACCUAAAUACUUUGAACGGGUCAGUUUAGAGCACUGCAUUUUGGCCACUGUAAAGUCCGCCUUUUCCUCGUCAUUGUGCAGCGUUCCAGCCUUUUAAAUUUCUGCACCUUUUAGCAGUUGCUACGGAUGACACUUGCACACAUACAUGUUAAGUUUUCUGAGUCAUUCCAACAAGUGUCAGCAUUUGUACCAGGAGGAGAUCAGAGGGUAUAUAUGUGUGUGUGUGUGUGUGUGCGCGUGUGUGCGCGCGCGUUUGGGUCAUACACACAGUACAUCUCUGUCCUCCAUCUAGUUGUCUGCCAGCUCUUUAGAAAAUUUAUUUUUAAAGGUGGAAUCCAUCUUUAGACGAAUAAUAAUAAUAAUAAAAAAAAAACAUUCCACGGGUAUAUAGAAUUAUUUGUAAUAAUUUAGAAUGACAGCACAAACCAAAAACAUAUAGUGAUAUCUUUAUCUUAAUGAGAAGGGGG
Messenger RNA from Poecilia latipinna (sailfin molly), 4212 nucleotides. It is a transcript of the gene slc4a11, whose product is annotated as solute carrier family 4 member 11. The record is from RefSeq and is a predicted model, not a curated record. Gene Ontology annotation, cellular component: basolateral plasma membrane; plasma membrane. Gene Ontology annotation, molecular function: solute:inorganic anion antiporter activity. Bases 140 to 2707 code for a protein of 855 amino acids. Gene Ontology annotation, biological process: monoatomic ion homeostasis; monoatomic anion transport; transmembrane transport. The transcript has 21 exons. NCBI's taxonomy places the organism in Eukaryota, Metazoa, Chordata, Actinopteri, Cyprinodontiformes, Poeciliidae.